Molecule: messenger RNA, 2524 nt
Organism: Homarus americanus (American lobster)
Lineage: Eukaryota; Metazoa; Arthropoda; Malacostraca; Decapoda; Nephropidae
Product: CDGSH iron-sulfur domain-containing protein 3, mitochondrial-like
Exons: 3
Coding region: 18-440 (140 amino acids)
Cellular component (GO): intracellular membrane-bounded organelle
Molecular function (GO): 2 iron, 2 sulfur cluster binding
Source: RefSeq, a predicted model, not a curated record
CAACAACAACAGCAAAGAUGGCAGCCUCCAGGACCCUCACCAGACUACCGGGAUUAUUUCUUCAAUCAAGGACCUUAUAUACUAGUGCCGUUACCCGUAGGAAAGCCAUUAAACGUCCGGACAUGGAACUGAACGAGAGGUUGUGGCAGCUGGAGUUUCAUCAGAAGGAAAAAGGGAAAAUAUAUGACAAGAAGCCAUUUAAGAUCACACUGAAGCAGGGCAAGAAGUACCUAUGGUGUGCUUGUGGAAGCAGUAAAUCACAGCCUAUGUGUGAUGGGACUCACUUAAAUACACAGCUGAAGAUCAACCAGAAGCCCCUGGUAUUUGUAUCCCCGGAAACAAAGGAGGUGUGGUUGUGUAACUGUAAGCAGACUAGGAACCCUCCCUUCUGUGAUGGCACGCACCGCACUCAGGAUGUCCAAUUAGCGAUCAAGGAUUAAGGAUGUCUUGCAAUAGUAUCCUGUAUCUCAUUUAUUCAGGUCUUGUAAGUAGAAUUGUUCAAGUAAUUUAUUCAGAAAAAACACAGGUACUGUAAUGUUCUCCAGGUGUUCAUAUAAAUUAGCUGAGUCGAUCUGCUAUUAUUUAUUGACUUUAAUAUUUGAAUAUGUACUGUAAUGUUUAUUGUAAUACCAUAAUGUAUAAAAAAUAUAUUGUAAAUUGGAAUCAAGGAACAUAUGGCACUAUAUCAAUACUUGGAUGAAUACAAUUUUUCUUUUUUAAUUCAAUAUGUUCACGUGUAGGACACAAGCAAUGUACAGUAUAAAAAGAAUGAGAGGAAAAAUGUGUUAAUAUGGAACAGUUUAUGUAUAGUGUACACAGCAGUGUUAAAUAGGUUGCCUUCAUUUAUUUUUCUUCAGUAAAAGUGGGAAGAUGAAAUAGAUUCCUCAGGUUCAACCCUCUGUCUUUAUGUUCUUCCAUACAUUGAUAUAAGUUUUGUUUCCCAGACACCACUAACAAAUAUCAUGAUGUAGGUUUGUAAACAAAUUGAUAUAGAAUAAAAAAUAUGAAUUUUGCUUAAAAAUAAAACAAAUUUUGUUAUUACAUCCAAAGCAGGAGAAGGGUGUUCAUAAAGUCUUGGAACAGUUUUAACAUGUCCCCAUAGGAAAAAGUCCAAUGGGGACAAAUUCGAUGAGCGAGCUGGCCAAGCGAUUGGCCCACCUCUUCCGAUCCAUCUAUCCGGGAAAACUUCAUUUAAAAACUGUCGAACACAAGGAGCAAAGAUGCAAGGUGCACCAUCUUGCUGAAAAACUGCAUUGGCUGUAAGUCCUAAUGGCCUCAGUUAAGGAAUAAAGUAAUUCUGUAGCAUUUCCAAAUAACUCUCUCUGUUAACAUCUGUUCCUUCAAAAAAGAAAGGGUUAAUUAUGUAUGUUUUUCCUAGCACACAUCAGACGUUGACCUUAGGGUAAUCCCUUCAUGUUCCCAAACUUCUUGUGGUUUCUCUGACCCCCAAAUAAGGCAAUUACGUCGGUUGACCUUACCACUAAUGUGAAAUGUUGCUUCAUCACGAAACAUUAAAUUGUCAAGAAAUGGGACGUUAUUUUCAACUUCAUUAAAAUUGUGACAGAAAGCUAAUCUUGCAUGGUAGAGCUCUUCCAACAACAUUUGGUGGACUUGAAUCUUGUAAGGUCACUAAUUCAAUUUCACUUUGAAACUUUUGAUCACAGUUGUUUUAGGAACAUCUCGUUUCAGAGAAGCCCGUCUUAGUGAUUUUCGUGGACUGUUAGAAAGGCUUGCUCUACAGACCCCACAGUCUCCUCGUUUACUCCCGGUCUUCCAGUUCGUGGCUUGUCAUUAACGGAGUCCGUCUCUAAACUUCUUCAUCCAUCUUGUAAUUGAAUUUCUGUGCGUUGCUUCCUUCUUGUAAUGAGUCGUAAAUUUUCUUCUAACUGCUGUUACAGACUUUAACUUGGCUAACCAGAGGACAAUUCACCUUCUCUAUUAAAGCCAUUCAGUAUAGUAUUGGGGCAGAUUAGCUGGAAAAACAGGAAGAAAAAAUUUGAAUACAGUACUGUACUGUAUAUAAAUUUCUUUGUUCUUAAAAAAAAUAUUAAAUUAACUCCCCAAUGCAUUUUAUAGAUUGUUUUUAUCUCCUAUAGAACCUAAGUAAUUAAUAUUUUAAACUGCACCAGGACUUUACGGACACCCUGUAUAUUAGAGUAUUACUGUACUGCAUUAAGGUUGAUACUAACUAAUUUCCCUCUCAUGUACUUGAAAUACAAAUCCCAAAGACAGCAUUGUACAGUAAAGGUGUGUGUCUGCCAUGUUGACAUUUUCAUCACUUAAUAUAGUAGUAUUGAAUUAGAAAUGUUAAGAAGUUGUCUUAUGUUUUGUUGCUCCAAGACCAAUAGAUCUUCAAUUGUUUCAUUGAAAGUAAAAUUUAUUACUUAGCAUCAACAAUUAGAAUUCCUGAGUUUAUUAAUGCGGUGACGCCAGAUGUGAAUAUUUGUGUACAGUAUCUAGUUGUUUUAUUCUUGUAAUUGUUGUAAAUAAUUGCUGUUUGUAAAUAAACAUUUUUAUAAUUACA